Vicia villosa (hairy vetch) is the source of this 776-nucleotide messenger RNA. RefSeq names its product disease resistance response protein Pi49-like. Gene Ontology annotation, molecular function: abscisic acid binding; signaling receptor activity; protein phosphatase inhibitor activity. Gene Ontology annotation, cellular component: cytoplasm; nucleus. Gene Ontology annotation, biological process: abscisic acid-activated signaling pathway; defense response. Bases 102 to 578 code for a protein of 158 amino acids. Lineage: Eukaryota; Viridiplantae; Streptophyta; Magnoliopsida; Fabales; Fabaceae. The record is from RefSeq and is a predicted model, not a curated record. The transcript is spliced from 2 exons.
UAUAAAUACUAGACAUAACUCCACUCAUAAAUCUCACAGCUAGCCAAGCAUCUUCUAAAUUAUUAAUUUAUUAUUUCUCAUUCUAGCUAGCAUUAUAAAUCAUGGGUGUUUUCACUUUUGAUGAUGAAAAAACUUCUGUUGUAGCACCUGCUAUACUUCACAAAGCUCAUGUUACAGAUGCUAACACUCUUAUCCCAAAAGUUAUUGAUGACAUCAAAAGUAUUGAAGUUGUUGAAGGAAACGGCGAUGCUGGAACGAUAAAAAAAAUCACUUUCGUUGAAGAUGGUGAAACCAAACAUGUGUUGCACAAAAUUGAGUUAGUAGAUGCUGUUAACUGGAAUUACAACUACAGCAUAGUUGGAGGUGCUGGGCUUCCAGACACAGUUGAGAAGAUCUUAUUUGAGGCUAAAUUGUUUGCAGGACCAAAUGGAGGAUCCAUUGCAAAGCUGAUUGUGACAUACUUCACAAAAGGUGAUGCUGCUCCAAGUGAAGAGCAACUUAAGAAGGAUAAAGCUAAGGGUGAUGGUCUUUUCAAGGCUCUCGAGGGUUACUGUGUGGCUAAUCCUGAUUACAAGUAAAACAUAUAAUCAUCAAGUGUUUGCUUUAUACAUGGUUUGUUGUGACACAUUAUACUAAAUAUCUAGUGUGCUUAAUUUGGGUGCGGAUGUAAUGUUUUUAUUUCCUUUUCCUUAUGUUGCGGAAGUGUGAGUGUGAGAUUGUUAGUCAUUUUCUACCUAUCCAAUAAAUGAUAAUAAUUCUUCAUCUAUUUCUGUUUA